Phalacrocorax carbo (great cormorant) is the source of this 1198-nucleotide messenger RNA. The record is from RefSeq and is a predicted model, not a curated record. NCBI's taxonomy places the organism in Eukaryota, Metazoa, Chordata, Aves, Suliformes, Phalacrocoracidae.
GAAGCGGCGGCGGGGGCAGGCGCACGCGGCCGGAAGCGGCGGCGGCAGCGGCAUGGCGCGGCGCGGCUCCUUCUCCGGCUCGGACUCGGGCUCGGACUCGGAGGACUCCUCUCUCUCGGAUUCGGAGCUCCAGGAGGCCUUUUCGCGGGGCGAGCUGAAGCCGGGGCUCAACGUGGUGCUGGAGGAGCGGCCGAAGCGGUGCAACGACGCGCACGGCCUGAAGCGGUGCCUCUCCGAGUUCAAGCAGCAGCUGGCGUGGGUGGAAAGGCUGGACGUGACUUCGGGCCAGGUCGCAGAUCCCGUCUCACAGAGUGCUCCGAGCAAAGAUGCCGUUGACCCUGAGAAUGAUUUCCAGAGGGAGAUGUGCUUCUACCGGCAGGCUCAGGCGGCGGUCCUGGAAGCCCUACCUAGGUUGCGUAAGCUCCAAGUUCCUACUAGAAGGCCAGAUGAUUACUUUGCAGAGAUGGCCAAAUCAGACCAACAGAUGCAGAAGAUCCGACAGAAACUUAAGAGUAAACAAGAAGCCAUGGAGAGGUCUGAGAAAGCGAAGCAGCUCCGUGCAAUGAGAAAAUAUGGCAAGAAGGUGCAAACUGAGAUUCUGCAGAGGAGACAAAAGGAGAAAAAAAAUAUGUUGAAUGCAGUCAAGAAAUAUCAGAAAGGUCUCUCUGACAAGCUGGAUUUUCUAGAUGAAGACCAGACGUCAUCUCAAGGGAAUAAAAAAGGCAGUGCAAGUCAACGGAUGAAGAAGGGACCAAAUGCCAAAAGACGGUACAAGAAUCAGAAGUUUGGUUUUGGUGGGAAGAAGAAGGGCUCAAAGUGGAACACAAAGGAGAGUUGCAAUGACGUAUCCAGCUUCCGGUCAAAAGUGGCUCACAACAAAGGCCCAGGAAAAGCAGGAAAAGGAGGGAAAAAAGCCCUCAAUAAGAGACCUGGAAAGAGAGCAAGGCAGAAAAUGAAGAACAGAGCACGAUAAGAGGACUGUGCUCCCCAGUGGGAUUCCUGUGUUUCUGUGUGUUGCAAAAUGUGUUUCUGCUGGAAAGCAGCUAACCGUGGAGCAAGCUGAAUGCUUCCAAGUGGAAAGAAAGAAAAGUCAGUGGAAGCUAGUGCCUUAUCACUAAUUUCUUAUUGUCUGUUUGGUUGAAGGAUUGUUUUCUACUUAAACCUUUGGGGUGUGAACGCAUUAAAUGGUUUGCACAGA